This is a messenger RNA of Tetranychus urticae (two-spotted spider mite), 2862 nucleotides long. RefSeq names its product protein VAC14 homolog. The record is from RefSeq and is a predicted model, not a curated record. Gene Ontology annotation, cellular component: endosome membrane; PAS complex. NCBI's taxonomy places the organism in Eukaryota, Metazoa, Arthropoda, Arachnida, Trombidiformes, Tetranychidae. Gene Ontology annotation, biological process: phosphatidylinositol biosynthetic process.
GCGGUUUAUUUAAAUAAAAUUUUUAUAAUUUAAAGUACAAUUUGGAUAACCCUUGAUAAAGAUUAUUGAAAUUUUAAAUCUUCAAAGUUCUCACUCCUAAUUACUAAAUUUAUUUCGCUAUUUUGUUAAUCAAUGCCUUAGUUUAGUAAAAUUAAUGAUAAAGUGUUAGAAAUAGCCAGACACACCUACCAGCUGAUAAGCUCUGGACCUCUAACUCUUGUGUUUACAUUUUGCCGUGUUGAAUUGUCAUCAACUUUUAUAAUACCAUAAACGGUGAAUGUGAUAAUAAUUGGAUCAAUGUCAGACAAGGCCUAUUUCCCGUUGAACAGUAAUUGCAUUCGUGCCUUGACUGAUAAACUUCAAGACCGAAGAAAACAAGGUGCCAUUGAAGUUGAAAAAAUGUGUCGAGAUUUCUCUAAUCGUGGAGAUCAAAUGCUGAUCGAAAAGAUGAUCAAAGUUCUUCGCGAACUUGCAGCUUCAUCUAAUCCAAAUACUCGGAAAGGAGGUUUAAUUGGAUUGUCAGCCAUGGCCAUAGGCCUUUGUAAAGAAUCAAAGAUUUACACCAGUGAUCUUCUUCGACCAAUAAUCGCAUCUCUAUUUGAUCAAGACUCCAGAGUCAGAUAUUAUGCCUGUGAAGCAUGUCUGAAUGUUAUUAAGGCGCUACGCGAAGAUUGUCUAGUGCUUUUCCAUGAACUUUUUGAUGGUCUUUCAAAAAUUUCUGCUGAUCCAGAGCUUACUGUAAAGUUGGGUGCAGAAUCUUUGGAUAAAUUAGUUAAAGAUAUAGUUAAUGAAAGUAGUUCAUUCGAUCUUGAAUGUUUUAUUCCGCUGCUUCGGGAGAGAAUGUAUUCAAUAAAUCCAUUUGCUCGACAAUUUGUUGUUUCUUGGAUUGCGUUCCUUCAAAACUCCCCACACUUUGAUAUGACUCAGUAUUUACCUGAUUUGUUAGAAGGAUUAUUCAGAAUUUUAUCAGAUCAAAAUAUCGAAAUUAGAUCUAUGUGCUCUUCCGUUCUGCAAGAAUUUCUCAAUGACAUUAGAGAAUCUGACCGUACGAACUUCUCUGCUCUAGUCAACAUUUUAUUAGUGCACUCCCAAUCAUCGGAAGAAAUAGCCCAAUUCACUGCGUUAACCUGGUUAAAAGAGUUCGUCAAUUUAGCUGGAUCAACUUCCCUGCUUCCAUAUUCUGCGGGUCUUUUAUCAGCUACCUUGCCCCGAUUGGCUCACUCAUCACCAAGCCAACUUAAAGAUGAACAUUUCAAUGCCAGUCUAUCCUCUUCAAGAACUUUCAAUAUAAAUAUUCGUGAAGUGGCCAAAACAUUAAACUAUUCUUUAAUGCAAUUGGUAACUAUGGAUGAAAACGAGAGAUCUGAAAAUUCCGUCGAUUUGAGACCUUCUAGUGAUGAAGAAACCGUCCAUUCUAACUCAUCUUCUUCAUUCGACUAUUCCGCAAUAAUCGAGGUCUUAACUUACGAAUUGCAAGAAAACUCUUCUACAACCGUUAAACUCGCUGUUCUCGCAUGGUUCCAACAUUUGUUAUCUAAAUUUCCUGAGAAAAUACUACCUCUGGUUGAAAGUGAUAUUCUUCCUGUUUUAGUAAAAACGUUGAUGGACCCAUGUGACUCUGUCGUUCUUAAUGUUUUAGAUGUGUUAUCAUCUAUUUUUUCAUGUAAUGAUCAAUCAUCAAGUGCUAAAACCUUCCAAGCUCCAGCUGAUAAAAACAAUCAAGAAGGAUUUUUCGGCCAAUUCAUGGGCUCACUGUUGCAGUUAUUUGCAAAUAAUAUUUCAUUUCUCGAAAGUCGAGGAUCAGCCAUCAUUAGCAAUCUUUGUCUUAAAAUGAAUGCAGAGGCUAUCUAUAGAUCAAUAUCAGAAGCACUAAUCAAUCACGAAGAUAUUUUCUUUGCUAGUAAAAUGGUCCAGUCUCUUAAUUUGAUAUUAUUAACAUCUAGUGAACUGAAUGAACUUCGAACCCAGUUAAGAGAUUUACGCACUGAUGAAAGUUGUUCUCUCUUUUGCUGCCUUUACCGAACCUGGUGCCAUAAUCCAGUAGCAACAAUUGCAUUGUGUUUAUUGACUCGCAAUUAUAAACAUGCACGCGACCUCAUUGCCAUUUUCGGUGAUCUUGAAAUUACUGUACAAUUUCUUACUGAAAUUGAUCAAUUGGUACAAUUAAUAGAGUCUCCAAUCUUUGCAUAUUUGAGGCUAGAACUAUUGGACACUGGAAAAAACGAAGACCUGGUCAAGAGUCUUUAUGGUUUAUUGAUGCUUCUCCCACAAUCGGAUGCUUUCCAUCUUUUGAGGAAGAGACUUCAAUGUGUACCAAACUUGAAAAUAUUUUCAGUCAAUGGAUCAAUCAGCUCUACAGAGACUUCGACUCAACCUAUCAUGGAUUUCAAGGAUUUGCUAAAACAUUUUCUGGAUAUUCAAGAGAAACAUAAGACUUUGCGGAAAGAGAAAGCACUAGAAAGAUUCAAAAAUUAGGCUUAUUAUUUAAAUGAUAUUUUUAUUGCAAAUGUGGACUAAAUUAUACAUUUAUUUGCCUUAAUCAUCCUAUCAAUUGUUAGUUGAGUUUGCUAUAUGGUUAUUGAACACAAAUUAAUUUGGCUAUUUUGUUAUUUUGUAUGAAUUCUAUAAUUGAUAUUAUUUAUAUUUAAUUUUACUCGUCUAAUUAAGACAGUUUUAUAAAUUGUAUAAUAAUAAAAAAGCAAAUCAUGCUCAAUACUAAAUUAACGUGAAAAUUUGUUCGCAAUCAAAAAAUGUUUAUUCAACAAUGCAUUGAAAAUAUUACAAAUUCAUCGUGUUCGACAUCAAUGUGGCAUCAAUUAUUCGGACUUGAGAAAUUAAAUUUACUUGUUUGGUCUUGAUCAA